Messenger RNA from Tarenaya hassleriana, 4091 nucleotides. RefSeq lists its product as uncharacterized. Gene Ontology annotation, molecular function: protein binding. The record is from RefSeq and is a predicted model, not a curated record. Bases 94 to 3720 code for a protein of 1208 amino acids. Lineage: Eukaryota; Viridiplantae; Streptophyta; Magnoliopsida; Brassicales; Cleomaceae. The transcript is spliced from 27 exons.
UUUGCGCGUACUGACUGGCCGAUGCGAGAAUCAGAACGCCCGUGGUAACCAAAUAAAGCCCUCUCCGAUCAGACCACCGGAUCUGCCACAGCGAUGGCGGAGUCAUCGGGGACAACUCUGAUGGAUCUGAUCUCGGCGGACCCAACUCCGGCUCCGUCGCAGUCUUCGACUUCGUCGGCCUCUGCUGCAACGGCGAGAGACUCGUCUUCGUCGUCGGCGUCGGCGUCGGCAUCUUCGUCAAUGGCUUCACAGAUGCACCACCCUGUGUCGACGAAGACGACGUUGGGAGAGAAGAAAUCGAAGAGAGCUGCUCUGAUGCAGAUCCAGAACGACACUAUGUCCGUUGCCAAAGCUGCGUUGAAUCCCGUCAAGGCUAAUAUCAUGAUGCAACAGAGGCAGAAACAGAAAAAGAAGCCAGUUUCAUAUGCCCAACUUGCAAGGAGCAUUCACGAAUUAGCCGCCACCUUGGAUCAGAAAAGUUCCCAGAAACAGCUAGUAAAUCACGUGUUUCCUAAGCUUGCUGUGUACAACUCUGUUGAUCCUUCUCUGGCCCCAUCUCUUCUUAUGCUUGAUCAGCAAUGUGAAGAUAGGAGUGUCCUACGUUAUGUCUAUUAUUACUUGGCUAGAAUUCUGUCCGAUACUGGUAUGAGUCCAGGUGGUGGUAUCCCCACUCCGAACUGGGAUGCUCUGGCUGAUAUUGAUGCUGUUGGAGGAGUCACAAGAGCUGAUGUUGUUCCUCGAAUAGUAAAUCAGCUUACAACCGAAGCUUCAAAUCCAGAAAUUGACUUUCAUGCUCGGAGACUGCAGGUUUUGAAAGCCCUGACGUAUGCUCCAGCAAGCAACACUGAGAUUUUGUCAAAGUUAUAUGAGAUUGUUUUUGGCAUUCUCGAUAAGGUGGCUGAUGUUCCCCAGAAACGGAAGAAAGGUGUCUUUGGGACAAAAGGGGGUGACAAAGAGUCAAUCAUUCGGAGUAACUUGCAAUAUGCGGCUAUGAGUGCAUUAAGAAGACUUCCUCUUGAUCCAGGAAAUCCAGUUUUUCUGCAUCGGGCAGCUCAGGGUGUUUUAUUUGCUGAUCCUGUUGCCGUGAGACAUUCGCUGGAAAUUUUGUCCGAGUUGGCCAUGAGAGACCCCUAUGCUGUUGCUAUGACAUUAGAGAAGCUUGCGUCCCCUGGAGGGGCUUUGCAAGAUAUCCUCCAUUUGCAUGAUGUGCUUGCCAGGGUUUCACUGGCUAAGUUGUGCCACAGUAUAUCUCGAGCUCGAGCGUUAGAUGAAAGGCCUGAUAUUAGAUCUCAGUUCAACUCGAUUCUCUAUCAGCUACUCCUGGAUCCGAGUGAAAGGGUAUGUUAUGAGGCAAUCUUAUGUAUUCUGGGAAAGUAUGACAACACCGAGAGGUAUGAACCCCAAGACCUUCGUGCUGCUGGGUGGUAUCGCUUGACUAGAGAGAUUCUGAAGUUGCCAGAAGCCCCAUCUUUGUCCAAGGAUAAAUCUCAGAAGACUAAGCGUCCACAACCUCUUAUCAAGCUUGUAAUGAGAAGGUUAGAGAGUUCAUUUCGUAGUUUCUCUAGACCAGUGCUUCAUGCAGCUGCAAGGGUUGUGCAAGAGAUGGGAAAGAGCAGAGCUGCAGCUUUUGCUCUGGGUUUACAGGACAUUGAUGAAGGAGUUGAUGUUAAUGCAUUUUCUGAUGCUCUAGAUGAUGCAGACUCUAUCGACAAUUCUCACCCAGAAGGAAUUCGGAGAACUUCAUCUAUAUCUGGUGGGCCUGGCCGUAAUGAUACAAUUGCGAGUUUAUUGGCUUCACUGAUGGAAGUAGUUCGAACAACUGUAGCAUGCGAGUGUGUUUAUGUCCGUGCGAUGGUGAUUAAAGCAUUGAUAUGGAUGCAAAGCCCUCAUGAAUCAUUGGAUGAGUUGAAAUCAAUCAUUGCCUCCGAGCUUUCUGAUCCAGCUUGGCCUGCAGCUCUUGUCAAUGAUGUUUUGUUAACUUUGCACGCUCGUUUUAAGGCAACACCAGAUAUGGCUGUUACUCUGCUCGAAAUUGCAAGAAUAUUUGCUACCAAGGUUCCAGGGAAAAUCGAUGCCGACGUUUUGCAGCUGCUGUGGAAGACAUGUCUUGUUGGAGCUGGUCCUGAUGGCAAACACACAGCUUUGGAAGCAGUCACAAUAGUGCUCGAUCUACCACCACCACAGCCUGGGUCCAUGUCAGGGCUGACAUCAAUUGAUAGGGUCUCAGCAUCAGAUCCAAAGUCAGCUCUGGCACUGCAAAAAUUGGUGCAAGCAGCGGUGUGGUUCCUUGGUGAAAAUGCAAAUUAUGCUGCUUCAGAAUAUGCAUGGGAAUCUGCAACCCCACCUGGUACUGCACUUAUGAUGUUGGAUGCUGAUAAAAUGGUUGCUGCCGCCAGUUCUCGCAAUCCGACCCUGGCUGGUGCUUUAACUCGACUCCAGAGAUGUGCUUUCAGUGGUAGCUGGGAGGUCCGAAUUGUCGCAGUUCAAGCUCUUACUACAAUGGCUAUUAGAUCUGGCGAACCUUUCAGGCUGCAGAUAUAUGAAUUCUUACACACUUUGGCAGAGGGUGGUGUACAAUCUCAACUUUCUGAAAUGCAUCAAAGUAAUGGGGAAGAUCAAGGAGCUAGUGGUACAGGACUUGGAGUUUUGAUAACUCCAAUGUUGAGAAUUCUUGAUGAAAUGUAUGCAGCACAAGAUGAAUUAAUCAAGGAAAUACGUAAUCAUGAUAACACCAACAAAGAAUGGACAGACGAGGAGCUGAAAAAACUAUAUGAAACUCAUGAGAGGCUGCUGGAUCUUGUUUCCUUGUUUUGCUAUGUUCCAAGGGCCAAGUACUUGCCUCUGGGUCCAAUAAGUGCAAAGCUCAUUGACAAGUACCGCUCAAAACACAAUAUCAGUGCAUCUACUGGAUUAAAUGACCCAGCUGUUGCUACCGGAAUUUCAGAGCUUAUAUAUGAGUCUACCAAGCCUGCUCCUGCUGCCUCGAUUUCUAGUGGCCUAGAUGAUGAUUUAGUGAAUGCUUGGGCUGCAAACCUUGGUGAUGAUGGUCUGCUUGGAAACAAUGCCCCAGCAAUGAGCAGGGUCAAUGAAUUCCUUGCUGGAGUUGGAACCGAUGCACCAGAUGUCGACGAUGAGAAUGCUAUUUCUAGACCUUCGGUUGGCUAUGACGACAUGUGGGCAAAGACUCUUCUUGAAACUUCAGAAUUAGAGGAAGAUGGGAGGUCAUCCGGAUCUUCUUCUCCAGAUUCAAUUGGAUCAAUGGAAAGUAGUAUGUCCUCUCACUUUGGUGGAAUGAACUAUCCAUCAUUAUUCAGUUCGCGGGGCUCACAAGCCACGGAAAAAUCGGGUGGAAACAGAUACUCAUCAACAUUUGAGGGCUAUAGUUCUCCGAUUAGAGAAGAGCCUCCUCCACCAUACUCAUAUUCUGACGCACAAGGGUAUGAAUCAUUUGAGAAUCCCUUAGCAGGAACCGGUUCUGGAAAUUAUGGAUCAGAUGAUGAAGAAGAAACUACAACUACUAGUAGUGGUACUGGUACAAAAUUUGGAUCGGCGCUCUAUGACUUCACAGCUGGUGGAGAUGAUGAGCUGAACUUGACAGCGGGAGAAGAAGUGGAAAUAGAAUAUGAAGUUGAUGGAUGGUUUUAUGUAAAGAAGAAGCGCCCAGGCAGAGACGGAAAAAUGGCCGGCCUUGUUCCCGUCCUCUACGUGAAUCAAUCUUAGAGAGUGCAUUUUCACGACAAGUUCAUCCUUUUAACAGUGUGAGACGGGGAUUCGUGGGACAAUUCAUCGUUCUUCUAUCAGAUUUCAAGACGAAAGGUGCAGGCCCCGAGAUGGGGACCCCAUAGAUGUCCGGACCGCAGCAGCUUCUUCGGUUUGAUCUUCUUUGCCUUUUCUUCUGUUUUGUGCGGAGAAUUUGGUAGGAAGUUUAGAAGUUCUUUGUGUAUUUUAUUUCAUCUACUGUUCGCCUCGUUGAGGUAUGUGUGCGUUUACACCGAAGAAACAUGGAUUUGUUUGUUUUUACGUGUCCAAUGAGUUCAUGUGAUUGACACUUCCAUAUGAAUGAAGUGCAGCCGAGAUUUUACGUUGUUCGA